AAAACAACUAAAUUAUUUUUACUUUUAUAUAAUAUAUUAACUUAUUCAUAAAUUUUGUAAAUUAGUUGUUGUUUAUUUUAUUAUUAUUUUUUACAAAAAUUAGUGAACAAAUCAUUCGAAAAAUCUCGAAUUUCACUGUAUUAAUUUUGAUUUUUUUUUUUUUUUUUACUGAAAAUUUGUUUUACGCAAACACAAAGAUCGGGACGGUUCGAUCUGCCUUUCUGACAUCUUGUGCUUAUCCAACAAUCAAUCAUCAUUUUCUUUCUUUUCAUACAAGAUAAUCAUUGUUUUCUUUUAUAUGAUAAACCCCUGGUCACGACAGAAUCAUUAAUGUCGGGGCCAACCGACUCGUCUAGCUUCGUUGGUUGUAUAUGCAAUCCUAUGUAUUUCUCAAUUUAGCUCAAUGGGUUCGAAGACAAAGGUCCGAAGGACAUAAUCUGAGGUGGGUUUCUUGAAAUUUUGCGGUGACUUUGAGAUUGAUAGGAAACAAACUUCCAAACUUAUGUUAUGUUAAGUUUACUGUGUUGUGGUUCGGCAAUCGUUUUUUUGAAUUUGGGUUUUUGCUAUAUUUUGAAAUUUGGGUUUUGAAGAAGUUUUGGCUUUUUGGUUAGUGAUCUGAGAUGGGUUUGUAGCGCUUGAAAUUAUGACAAACUGUUUGCUGCUGAAAAUUUUGGUAUUUGGGUUUUUGAAAAGCGAGUCCUUUGGAUUGUAAGCUGCUAAAGUUUGGUACUUUUAAGUUGAAUCAAUAUUGUAUUGAGAAAUCUGUAAUUAAUGUAAUGAGAAGGCACAAGACUGGAUGUACUGUAAGAAGAAUAUAAUACUUGAGCUGUCGAUAGACAGUUGUCAAGUGGUGUUGAUCUUUACUGUGACUCCAUGAAAAGCAGCAGAUUGUUUACAGUUAGACCAUAAGGUGAAAUGGCUAUGGCAAACAAAACCAGAAAUCUACUGGAGAAUCUGGUAAGAGAAGGAUCAUUUAAAUGGUUGAUUGGCAACCGAAGUCCUUUUGAUGAUGAAUUUGAGGAGAUGGGGAGGUCUCCAUCUGCCCCCUGGAAUUGGAUACAAGAACUAUCUCCAAUUGCAAACAUAGUUGUUCGCAGAUGCUCGAAAAUUCUCAGUGUUCCCACAACUGAGCUUCAGGAAAGUUUCAAUUCAGAGGCUUCUGAUUCUAUAAAGCAUCCGUCACGUUAUGCAAGGAACUUUUUGGAAUACUGCUGUUUUAGGGCACUUGCACUAUCAACACAGAUAACUGGUCAUCUGGCUGAUAAGAAGUUUCGACGCCUGACAUAUGACAUGAUGGUAGCCUGGGAGACUCCGGCUGCUUCUAGCCAACCUUUAGUUAAUGUAGAUGAGGACAUAACCGUUGGUGUAGAAGCAUUCUGUCGAAUAGCUCCAGCAGUUCCUAUAAUUGCAAAUGUGAUUAUCAGUGAAAAUCUUUUUGAGGUGCUGGUAACAUCAACUGGUGGUCGGCUUCAUUUCUUCAUCUAUGAUAAAUAUCUAAGUGUUCUAGAAAGAGCAAUAAGAAAAAUGAAGAAUCAGUCCGAAUCAUCUCUUCUUUCUUAUGUACGACCAUCAAGGGGAGAAAAGAUUCUGGAAGUGGAUGGAACAGUCACUACUCAACCAGUUCUUGAGCAUGUAGGAAUCUCUACAUGGCCUGGACGGCUAAUAUUGACGGACUAUGCAUUUUACUUUGAAGCUCUCCGAGUUGUAUCUUAUGACAAAGCAAAGCAAUAUGAUUUGUCAGAUGAUUUAAAACAGGUUAUUAAACCUGAGUUGACAGGACCAUGGGGUACUCGACUUUUUGACAGGGCUGUAUUAUAUAAAUCUAUUUCCUUAUCAGAACCAGUUGUGAUGGAGUUUCCUGAGCUGAAGGGACAUGCCCGUCGUGAUUAUUGGCUAGCAAUCAUUCGGGAGAUUUUAUAUGUUCACAGAUUUAUAAGAAAAUUUGAGAUCAAGGGAGUUGAACGUGAUGAAGCACUAUCAAAAGCUGUACUUGGAAUCCUUCGGAUACAAGCCAUUCGUGAAAUUAGUUCUGCAGUCCCUAUUUCCUGUGAGAAUCUUCUCAUGUUCAAUCUUUGUGAUCAACUUCCUGGUGGAGACUUGAUUCUGGAAACCCUUGCAGACAUGUCAACCUUAAAGGAAUUAGAUCGGACUAACAAUUCUAAGGAUGGUGGAAUGCAUUCGAUUUCUGCCUUGGAAAUGGUUUCUAACCUAGGCUUUGUAUUUGGCACAAAUUUUAAUGAUUCCAAUAACACUGGGCCUGUUGUGGGUGAAAUAACUGUGGGAGAGAUUACUUCAUUGGAAAGAGCAGUUAAGGAAUCUCGAAACAACUACGAGAAGGUAGUUAUGGCUCAGGCUACAGUUGAUGGAGUCAAAGUGGAUGGAAUUGAUACAAAUUUGGCUGUGAUGAAGGAAUUACUCUUUCCAAUGAGUCAACUGGGGAAUUGCCUCCUUUCUUUGGCUUAUUGGGAGGAUCCUCUGAAGUCUUUGAUUUUCUGUUGUGGUUUCUCCUAUAUCAUUUGCAGGCAGUGGCUGGGCUAUGCUUUUGCGGUAAUACUCAUCCUUAUGGCGGUCUUUAUGGUACUCACCCGGUUUUGUAGCCAAGGGAAACCAGUUGAUGAGGUUAAGGUGUUGGCACCCCCAGCAAUGAAUACUAUGGAACAACUUUUGGCUGUCCAGAAUGCAGUUUCACAGGCUGAAGGUUUCAUCCAGGAUGGAAAUAUCGUUCUCCUCAAGCUACGUGCAUUGUUGUUGUCCAUUUUCCCUCAGGCCAGCGAAAAAUGUGCAGUAGCUCUUAUAUCAAUGGCUUUGACUCUAUUGUUCAUCCCCAGUAAGUAUUUAAUUCUAUUGGCAUUUUUGGAGAUAUUUACGAGAUAUGCACCUAUGAGGAAAGCAAGCACGGAAAGAUGGAUGAGAAGACUUAGGGAAUGGUGGUUUAGCAUACCAGCAGCUCCUGUUGUUCUUGAAAGAGAAAAAGAAGAUAAAAAGAGGAAGUGAUUCUGUAAUUAUAUGUGAUGUAUGUAAAUGUUUAUGGGAAUGAUUUUUGUAAUUAAUAUUAUAUUAAAGAGACUGGGAGUGUAAAUUUAUAAAACUUUUAAGGCAAAUAAACUAAUAAAAAAAUGUCGAGUUUCUUUUUUCC
Molecule: messenger RNA, 3136 nt
Organism: Ziziphus jujuba (common jujube)
Lineage: Eukaryota; Viridiplantae; Streptophyta; Magnoliopsida; Rosales; Rhamnaceae
Exons: 10
Coding region: 916-2994 (692 amino acids)
Source: RefSeq, a predicted model, not a curated record